Molecule: messenger RNA, 381 nt
Organism: Funneliformis caledonium
Lineage: Eukaryota; Fungi; Glomeromycota; Glomeromycetes; Glomerales; Glomeraceae
Source: the annotation of a GenBank genome assembly
AUGACCAUAGACAAUGUAGAUAAUUAUAAGCCCAAGUCCAUGGCCUUAAAACAACGUAACUUUGAGCAAGCUAUUGGUGUGAUUGACGUGAAUUUUUGUUAUGCCUUGUAUAGAAUGAAAAACAAUAUAUUACAGCAAAGACAAACUAGCGAUUCCUCCUAUGUGGUGGGAAAAACAUGUUAUGGAAUUGAAUUAUUUGAUUGUUUCAACAAAGAAUGGUUGAAAUCAAAAAAAGACUGCAAAAAGCCUAACAUGAUUUACAUGCUUCUUGAUUUCUCUAAUGGUUUUGCUUUAAAUGAAUACGAAAUCCAGGAAGAUAUCCAGAUAUCAUUCUUGGAUUGCGGUUGGCAUUCCACUAUUUGGUUCACGAAAAAUAUGUAA